Molecule: messenger RNA, 1517 nt
Organism: Gigantopelta aegis
Lineage: Eukaryota; Metazoa; Mollusca; Gastropoda; Neomphalida; Peltospiridae
Product: hemolymph lipopolysaccharide-binding protein-like
Exons: 4
Coding region: 278-1015 (245 amino acids)
Source: RefSeq, a predicted model, not a curated record
CUCCGGACUGCAAACAGGCUGACCGCAUUUGGCUCGCCAGAUCAUCGUCGGUUCAAACUGAUAGGGAUGUACCCCUAACGGAUUUUGUUCCUUCUUCCUCACCAAUCGAGAGAGCAUUAGAAUAAAUAGACAAAUGCGAAGUCCGAAAUGUCCAAACUAACGUCCGAUAAGAAUGAGCUAUUUUCCGAAGAAUCAUUACAUGCUGUCGCCAUGCUAACCUACUAAUGAAUGAGUGGAAUUCACCGGAUGCAGGUUUCUAAGUCUCCAGAACAACACUAUGCGCGGUUUUCAACCCAUUCACGUCUUUAUGUGUCUGAUCGUCAGCUUAAGAACACCCGCUCGGGCCAGCGCCGGAAGAGAAUGGUGGAUGGUGCGUAUGACGGAAAUGGACAAGCGGAUGCUUCCGGCGCAAUCAAUAACAGCUUCUUGCACAGCAGAUUGUGGUGUUUGGUGUACGGAAGAUCCGACCUGUACCACUUUUUCUUACGGUGAGAUCGUCAGAAUGUGCAUGCUGUACCCAGAGUUGCUCCGCCCUUACGACGUCAGUAUAACCUUGCAUCAGGCAGACUUUUUGACCUUUAAUGUAUUCCAAGUUUCAGAAAAGUCCACUUACCCAGCAGGGUACAGGAAGACGAGCAUUCCCGAUUUCGUGAUCCGCUUUCACUACUACUGGGAACUGAACUGGUCCAGUGCAAGUCUCGUGUGUCAGCAGGAAGGUGGACGAUUGGUUAUGGCCAACACCGAGGAGAAACGCGAACUCCUCGCCCGCAAAAUAGCACACAGUCGAGAUCUGAGGAUUCGUGACGAUAAUGGAUUUUACGUCGGAGCUUACGCUAUUUCCGGUUCCGAUUUUUCUUGGCUGGACGGUAACGAUACACCGGUGGACCAUUCCGCCUGGGCUUCCGGAAAACCGGACGGAAGCGGAAACUGCACGGUAUUGUUGCCGACCGAGUCAUUCAAACUAGCAGAUGAAAACUGUGACGUCCAGCGGCCAUACAUCUGUGAACUCAUGUGAUGUAAUCGGUGAUUCAGUCUGAUUCGACUGUGACGUCAUUGAUAGUCCGAUCCUAUUACAAUGUAGUCAGUUAUACAGUCUGAUUCUACGGUGACGUAGUCGGCGAUAGUCUGGUUCUACUGUGACGUAGUCAGCGAUACAAUUUGAUUCUACUGUGACGUAGUCAACAAUACAGACUGAUCUUACUGUGAGGUAGUCAGCGAUACAGUUAGAUUCUACCGUGACGUAGUCCAAAAUAUGUUCUACACUGACGUAGUCCGAGAUACAUACGGAUUUUAAUUUACUAACAUUUCUACUAUGUAACUUAGAAAUAAAAAAGCUGAUAUAGAAUUCAAUUAAACAUCAUUGUGCAAACAACUGAACCAGCUUACAAGUACGCACAUAUAUAGUGGUUAACCAAAUGUGUAUAAUAAUAUAUUCACAAUUACAUGGCCCCACUCCAACUCUACCCCCACCCCCUUCUACCAAAUACAUUUAUUUCGUCCAUGGACGAACUGUACGU